AUGGGAGGGCGCAUCUGGGCACGCACAGACUGUUCAUUCCAUGGCGAAGGCAUUGGGUCAUGCCAAACUGGCGGUUGCGGCGGCUUGCUCGUUUGUAAGGGGAAUGGUCAACCGCCCAACACGCUGGGCGAAUUCACGCUUGGCCAAGACCAAACGAAUGACUUCUUCGACAUCUCCCUCCUCGACGGCUUCAAUGUGCCCAUGGAGUUACUGCCGGUGCUGGUUCGGGGAAGGUCAGGGUGCGGCAAGGGGCUGCGCUGCGCAGCCAACAUCACAUCACAGUGCCCAGGCGACCUGAAGGCUCCGGGGGGUUGUAACAACGCGUGCACAGUGUUCAAGCAGGACAUAUACUGCUUGAAUGGAAGCACAAUAAGCAGCCCCACAAAUUAUUCGAAAUUCUUUAAGCGGAUGUGCCCAGAUGCCUACAGCUACCCCGACGAUGGUUCCACCAGAACUUUCAAUUGCCCGUCGGGGACCAACUACCAGGUUGUUUUCUGUCCCCUGAUUAAUCACACACUAUCGCCUACAACUCAAAGUCCCCAGAUUAAUCAAGCACUGACGCCUACAGCUGAAAGUGGCUUCAUUUUCUUCACCAUCUUGUUCCUCGUCAGUUUCUUCAUACGUAAACGAAGAACACAAUGGCAGCAUGGGAUGGAACAAGAGGAAGAGUUUGGGGAGCUACAAGGAACACCAAUGAGGUUCACAUUUCAACAGCUAAAAGCAGCAACCGAGCAGUUCAAAGACAAGCUCGGGGAAGGAGGAUUUGGGUCUGUUUUCAAGGGUCAAUUUGCUGAUGAAAGGAUUGCGGUAAAACGUUUGGAUCGAUCUGGUCAAGGCAAAACAGAAUUUUCGGCAGAGGUUCAGACAAUUGGCAGCAUUCAUCACAUUAACCUGGUGAGAUUGAUUGGCUUCUGUGCAGAGAAAUCCCAUAGGCUCUUGGUAUAUGAGUACAUGCCCAAAGGAUCCUUGGACAGAUGGAUCUAUUGUCGACAUGACAAUGAUGCUCCUCCUCUACAUUGGAGCACACGGUGCAAGAUUAUCACUCAUAUAGCUAAGGGCCUCACGUAUCUUCACGAGGAGUGCACAAAACGAAUUGCUCAUUUGGAUGUCAAACCACACAACAUCCUCUUAGAUGACAACUUCAAUGCUAAACUUUCUGAUUUUGGACUAUGCAAGCUCAUUGACAGGGAUAUGAGCCAAGUGGUUACUAGAAUGAGAGGCACACCUGGGUAUUUAGCUCCUGAAUGGUUGACAUCACAGAUCACGGAAAAGGCAGAUGUCUAUAGCUUUGGCGUUGUGGUCAUGGAAAUCAUGAGUGGAAGAAAGAACCUUGACACUUCCCGGUCAGAGGAGAGCAUUCAUCUCAUUACCCUAUUGGAGGAAAAGGUGAAGAGUGAUCGGUUGGUAGAUUUGAUUGACAAUAACAGCACCGACAUGCAAGCACACAAGCAAGAUGUAAUUCAGAUGAUCAUGCUUGCAAUGUGGUGCUUGCAGAUUGAUUGCAAAAGAAGGCCUAAAAUGUCUGAGGUAGUAAAAGUAUUGGAAGGUGCCAUGAAUAUAGACAUCAACAUAGAUCAUAACUUUGUUGUGAAUUCAGCAAAUUUUGGUAGUGCUGGAAAUGUGAGGUCUUCAGCUCCACCUCUAGCCUCAGAUGUAUCAGGCCCUAGGUGA
Molecule: messenger RNA, 1671 nt
Organism: Triticum turgidum subsp. durum (durum wheat)
Lineage: Eukaryota; Viridiplantae; Streptophyta; Magnoliopsida; Poales; Poaceae
Source: the annotation of a GenBank genome assembly